Molecule: messenger RNA, 543 nt
Organism: Spirometra erinaceieuropaei
Lineage: Eukaryota; Metazoa; Platyhelminthes; Cestoda; Diphyllobothriidea; Diphyllobothriidae
Source: the annotation of a GenBank genome assembly
AUGGUCGAGAGUGGUGUCCUCCAGGGUUCAGUACUGGGACCCAUUUUGUUCCUUAUCUACGUGGACGACGCUGCAAGAGCUUUAGACUGCGAAGUAGCAAUGUUUGCCGAUGACAUGAAGAUAUGGAGUGUAAUUCGGGGUCGCGCCGACGAAGACAGACUGCAGAUGAACCUGAAUCGGUUGGAGGAGUGGUCAAACAGUUGGCUCCUGCGGUUCAACGUUGCCAAAUGUAGCAUACUUCGCCUAGGCAACACAGCUAGAUCUGCCAGUACAAAAGACUACUUUCUGGGCGGUGCAGCCUUGAAAGAGAUCGAAGCCCAAAAGGACCUCGGUGUGCUGACGACCAAUUCCCUAAAGCCAUCCGCCCACUGCUCGAGAGUGGCAAAAACCGCAAUGUCAGUACUGUACGCCAUCGAGCGUGCGUUUAUGGACUUUGACGAAGAUGUUUUCUCAAAGACAUUCGGAACAUUCGUCCGACCGCGUUUGGAAUACGGCAUACAAGGCUGGAGGCCGUGGGCGGUUGAGGAUCAAAACUGCCUCUAA